GUGGAUCUAGUUUACCGGGGGUCUAGGUGGCCGUUCAGUGUUUCCAGUACGGACUACGGUUGUCCAUAAUUAUAAUAUGAUCUUAUUUCAUGGUGACGAGUGACGACUAUGUUUUCUGCUUGCGUGUGCGAGUGCGACAGAGAUAACGAGCUGACAUGAUUAGAGAGUGACGGAAUGAGAUAACGACGAUCUGCUCAAAAUUCGGGACACUAACAAAAAAAAGAAAAGGAGAGACUCGAGCUCGCCGUCGUCCAACUUUCGGUAUUUUGGUCAGACGACGACGAUUGCUGCACGUCAUGAAACAUGCCUUGUUCGACAUGUUUCUGUUCCUGUUUAAGUCCAAAUAUCGACGGAAACGGAUUGCCCCAACAAUGACUUCUAAGGUGGCUGCCAAUUUCGCUCCGCUGCUGCUGCUGGUAAUCGUUUUUGGUUUAGCAUCCUUGGCACAAUGCUCAUUGGACCGGUGCAAAGACGUUGAGUGCGGCAAUGGCAUCUGCUUGAAUGGAACGUGCGUGUGCAACGACGGAUGGCAAGGCCCUCAGUGCCAGUAUUGUGGUGGAAAAGUCAAAUUAAAUGGAACUUCUGGUUUCAUUUCUGAUGGCAUUGGUAACUACUCGCUGGAUGUAAAGUGUAGUUGGCUUAUAGAAGCUGGAAAUUCCACUAAUUCCACGAUCAGAUUGCAUUUUGAAGAAUUCAUUACGGAAUGCGGUUGGGAUCAUUUAUAUAUAUAUGAUGGAGAUAGUGUUCAUUCUCCACUACUUGGUGUUUAUAGUGGUCUUAUGUACUCAAAAGAUUACUCUCUGCAGAGUGUACCAGAAAUAGUUGCCCAUUCCGGAUUUGCUCUAUUACAUUUUUAUAGUGAUAUAGCUUAUAAUUUGUCCGGUUUUAAUAUUUCUUACAGUUUAAACACAUGUCCAAGUACAACUUCCUCUAAAGAAUGUUCCGGACAUGGUGUUUGUGUAGACUCUGUAUGCACUUGUGAUGCCCAAUUUAUUGGAGAAGCAUGCCACAUUCCGAUUUGUCCAAAUAAAUGCACAGCCAGUAAUGGGGUGUGUGAUAAAGAACAACAUCGCUGUGUCUGCAAUCCAAAGUAUAAAGGUGAUGACUGUAGUCAAGUAGCUGAACAUGGUUACUGGGAAUUAUUGAAGACAAGUGAUUUUGUUCCUCAAGGAUCUGCAUCUCAUACAGCAGUUGUAUGGCAAGAUUCUAUGUAUAUUGUUGGGGGAGAGUCUUUUAAAAAAGGACAUAUGUUAUAUGUUUAUGAUUUUAAUGGUCAUGUAUGGGAAACACCUCAUGUAAUAAGCAAAACAGCACCAACCAUACGAUAUGGACAUUCGUCUGUGCUGUUUGGUGACAAGAUAUAUGUUUAUGGAGGAGUAAAAGAAGAUGGAAUUGUGUGUAAUGAAUUGUGGGCUUAUGACAUAAGUGCCAAGUCCUGGGAAAAUGUCACAGUCAAUACUGGUUCAUGUGAACGUAACCUUAUGAACAUUGGUUUCACAAAUCAAGCCUUGUGUGGACCAUUGCGUAGUGCUGGACACACAGCAACAUUGGUGCCGCCUUCGUUUAUAUCACAAUCUACUUCGUCUGGAUCAGGUUCUAGAUAUGUGACGGAACGAAUGAUUAUUAUUUUUGGACAUUCUCCUACUUAUGGUUUUAUGAAUUUUGUUCAAGAAUAUUAUUUUGGCACUAGAGAAUGGGCAGUUGUAAAGACUAAAGGUUAUCCAGUAAAGGGCGGAUAUGGGCACAGUGCUGCUUGGGAUCCUGUGACAGAACGUAUUCUUGUAUAUGGUGGCUAUGUAUCAAUGAGUCCUCUGCAAUCGGCUUUAUCUUCAAAACUGUAUGCAUAUGAUCCUUACUCACAUACAUGGUAUUUAAUGAGUGACGGUCCAAGUGGUAGGUUUUUACAUAGUGGUUCUAUGUUGAGUCCUACUGGAGGUUUAAUGUUGAUUUACGGUGGAAACAUACACAACGAUACUGGAGUAAAUUUAGUUUCAUCUGGAGGUCAGUGUUAUACUGCACAACCAUUACUUUAUGAUACUUAUUGUGACUCUUGGACACAAAUGGCAUUGCCCUCAAAUUUAUUCACCAGUCUCAUGCGAUUUGGACAUUCUGCAAUAACAUUUGAAAAAUCUAUGUAUCUAUACGGUGGUUUCAACGGCCAAAUGCUCAAUGAUAUUCUCAAAUUUUCUCCUGGGAAUUGUUCAUCAAAUAAUAUGAUAACUAAUUGUUUGAAUAGUCGUCAUUUUGGCGUUAAAUGUGUCUGGGAUAACGAAAAAGCCAUUUGCUUACCAUUUUCAGAAAUACCAGCUAUUCCACCCAGUAUAGAUUUUGAAUCAACUUACAGCCGUUGUCCUGAAGAAAGUAAGUCUCAAGUCACAGGAAUUAUUGAUCAGUGCAAGCGGCAAACUACAUGUGAAUCAUGCGUUCAUACUCAUCGUUGUGGUUGGUGCCCCUUAUCGAAUUCCUGUGUACAUGAUAUAGAACAAUGUACUACAAUGAAUAGAGAUGAUAUUCCAUAUCGUAGUGAACGUCCAAUAACAUCUGGUUAUCAAUGUACUAAUGAAAAUGCUGAUCAUAUGCGUUGUAACCAUCUUCACUCUUGUCAAUAUUGUGUUACGCAUACUGGAUGUCAUUGGAAUUCCAAGAUUGAAGUUCCUAUAUGUGUACCAAUCACAAACAAAUCCAUGAUUCAAGAUUUUACAUCACCAGAUGUAUGUGAAAGUGUUUGUGAUCAUUAUACUGAAUGUACAAAUUGUACAAAAGAUGAAUGCAUUUGGUGCCAGAAUAAUGAACGAUGCAUUGACAAAAAUGCGUACACAUCUUCAUUUCCAUACGGUCAGUGCAGAGAAUGGACAACUGAUGAGCACCGUUGUAGAACUUCACCAGGAAAUUCACAGUGUAAUUACUAUAGGACUUGCACUGACUGUCGAGAUGAUCCAGAGUGUGGUUGGUGUGAUGAUGGGUCGGGCACUGGUUUAGGUUCAUGCAUGGCCGGUGGCAAUACGCCACCACAAUCAUGUUCUCAAAAUAAAUGGUACUUCACUCACUGCCCAACUUGCCAGUGCAAUGGCCAUAGCACUUGUAUGAACAAUACUGAUGUGUGUAUACACCCCUGUUCAAAUAACACCGAAGGUCAAAACUGUGAGACUUGUAUUAAAGGAUUCUAUGGGAACCCAGUCAAUGGUGGUGAAUGUAAAGAGUGUCGGUGUAACAAUCAAGGUAACCAUUGUAAUCAAGAAAAUGGAAAAUGCUAUUGUACUACAAAAGGGAUAAUAGGAGAUAACUGUGAAAAAUGUGACACAAAUAACCAUUAUCUUGGAGACCCAUCUAAUCAUGGUUCCUGUUUUUAUGAUCUGACCAUUGACUAUCAAUUCACAUUCAACUUGUCUAAAAAAGAUGAUCUGAGGUUCACACAAAUCAAUUUUCAAAAUUCACCUUCAAAGUCUGAUGUUGAUGCCGACUUUAGCAUCACCUGUUCGGUGAUGGCCAAGAUGAACAUCACUGUCAGACCUGCUUCCGGGCCGGAAAAGAUGCUACUACCGUUACAGAACUGCACAAACUUCAGAACUAAGUUUUUGAAAUCAGAAUACAUGUUUGGCACCGGCGACAACAUGUCGCUGACAACAUUCUAUGUUUACGUUUACGAUUUUAAACCUCCACUCUGGAUACAGAUAUCGUUUUCUCAGUAUCCAAAAUUAAAUCUACAACAGUUUUUCAUCACAUUCUCUUCAUGUUUCUUGCUAUUACUGUUGGUUGCUGCCAUAUUGUGGAAACUCAAACAAAAAUACGACAUGUAUCGCAGGAGACAGAGAAUGUUCGUGGAAAUGGAACAGAUGGCCAGCAGACCGUUUUCGGUGGUCGAGGUGGAAAUAGAAAAACGCAACGCCAUUCAUGGUAACCAAAUACCAUCGAUACCGACCAUUUCUGUUUCGAGCAAUUUGAGAAAACGCAAAAUUGAUGUACCAAAUCCAGUGGCCUUGGAACCUUGUGCAGGCAAUCGAGCAGCCGUGUUGACGUUGCUUGUCAGACAGCCGACGGGUAACGAUAGAUUCACACCACAUGGAUAUUCGGGUCUGGCGAUAGCGUCAGCUCUGGUGGUGGUCGGCAACGUUCAACAUUCCAAGAACAAUGGGAUCGACAACAGCAGUUCUCCGCUGCCGGGCAAAGAAGACGUCCGCUGGACCGGUAGGGGUUUAAAAGCCAGUCAGCAUCCCAGUGAAGCGCGAAUUUAAAAUAAUGACGACGACACUCACAAUCUCUCUUCUCUUCACCGGCAUUGUCGGCGGUUCUUUCGCGCUGCAGCGUAACAAAUAAUAAUAUUAUAAUCGUAUAAAAAAAUACCUACACCUGUAGAUAUAUAUAUAUAUCUACCGUGUGUAUAGUCGAACCAGAUAAGACUGAUGAGAUCGUAUAUAUUAUUAUAAUAUACGUUUAUACGGUGCAUUUAUGUAAUACUUUACUACUAUAUUUAAUAUAAAUACAAUUAAUGUAAUACUACUACUGCUACUACUACUACUACUACCACUACUACUACUACUACUACUACUACUACUAAACUAUCCGUAGGUUUCUGAAUUAAUCUGAUGGCCCAUAGUAUGGUCAUCAGAUUGGUUAUGAAUGACAAAACAUAGGUACGAUGAAAUACAAUAGUAUUAUACACACGUUAGGCCUAUAUUUUUUUUACCGCUGCUUUGGCAAGUGUUAUGACAUUUUUAUUGCAUAGGCGCAGCGCAGCGCAGCGCAUAAGCCACUUCUUUUUAAUCUCAUAUAGGCAGUGGUUGCACUAGGGGGUGCUUAACCCCCUUAAAAAUAUCCCUUAUUGAUUUAGAUAUAAGCCCCCCAAUGGGUUAUUUUAAAUUAAUAGUUUUGUUAGGUCUGCUGUAUCAUUCCCCCCCCCCCAGAAUUGUAACCCUAGUUUUGCACCAAUGCAUAGUAGAAAUUCGCUAGACUAAACCGGUAUGAAAAAUAAUGCACCGGGAUUUUUGGACCAUAUCAUUUACAUGGUGCAUUAUCCCGGUGCGGGAUAAUGUGGGAUAAUUUUAAACCGGUUUAAUCUAGCGAAUUUCUAUUUAUAGACACGAUACUUAGAAUCUCAUCUUGAUCCGUGUACUUCCAUAGCACAAAAAUCUCAAAUCUGUGUCUUAAUCACCAAUUGAUAAACAUGCCAUUCGUUCUAUGUGUCAAUGGAUAGUCCUCCUGAUUGACUAUUGCCCCCAUCCCCCUCACCAAACACCUAUGAUUUAUAGUUUAAUUUUUAACUUGCCUGCCAAUGUCUGCCAUCCCCAUUUAUACACACUCUUUCAGUGUGCAAUAGUUUUCUCCUCGGGCACAUUCCUAAUUCCUAUAUAAUAAUAUAUUAUACCAUCGGUCUCGAAUGUCGAGAGACGGUUUGGGUAUACUUAGUACACCGUACUGCCGCGUAGGUAGAAUAUAUAAUAUUUUGCAUGUUACAUGUCGUUUGUGAUUAUUAUAUUGAUAAAAUAUUUAUAUAUACCUCUACGUCAUACGAUAUUAUAAUUAUUUAAUAUAUAUUAUUUAUUAUUAUUGUGUACAACUGCUGUGACACCCAUAAAUACUAUUAUUAUUAUUGUUGUUACUUGUUGUAUGAUAGACAAUAUUUCUUUGCAGUACCUGUGUAUAGACCGUUUGAAAACGUCGUCUCUUCUCGUCCAUUCUGUGGCACACGUCACCAGCCCUCAAAUCGCUUAUCCCUCGAAAGUGAAACCCCUCGUUACAAUCCCGAACAGUUAUAAGAGAUACUCUGGCAGCGUAUCUAACAUAGCCCUGCAGUUUCUCCUUCCAUCGAUUGCAUACGAUCCAAGAGCGUCCGUAUUAGUCUACUGAACUAGGUAUUCGUUUCCCUAUUUUUGUAUUCCCAUUUCUCAUUAGGAAUUUGCCAGAUUGUGUUACUGCAACAUAUUUUACUUGUACUAUAAUACUAUAUGUACUACUUUAUAGGUGUGACGUAAAGUUUCUCGGGUCGGUUCUCAUUAUUCUUUUCUAUCUUCUACACUAACAUUGCCUACAUAAUUAUGAUAAUAAUAUAUUUUGGUCCGUAAUCCAAAACAGGGCUAAAUUCAAAAUAGUUUGUCCAGCGGGUGUCCGACAUGACACGACGAUGAUAAGCGUAUUCGGUAAAACUCUUUUUCUCAUUAUAAUAAUACUGCGCUACAAUACAUUUUAUAAGAAUUAUUUAUUAUUAUAAAUUAUAUAUUAUUAAUUAUUAUGUGUUCUGAUAAAAAGAAGCGUAUUAUUUAUAAAAAAUAUUUUCUGUGAUUUUAGAUUUGCUUACUCGAUUGUGAGUGGUUUUUCUUUAUAUAGUGUUAACUACUUUAUGAUUUUGUAUGUACAUAUAUUAUAUAUAUUAUACGGAUGGUAGAAUUCUCCAAAUAACACUGCUAAGUGCUAAUUAUUAUUAAUUAAUACAGUUAUAUAAUUAUAUUAUAAAAAUUAUUAUUUUUUUUUAUUAAAUUAUAUAUCAUUAGUUUAAAAUGUUAAUUUUAGUUUAUAAAUAUUUUUUUUUUAAAACGUCCAUUUUUUUUUUUAUAUUUUCAUUAUCAUAUAUUUUUUGUUAAGAAAACUAUUAAACUAUACUUGUUUUGUCAUUAGUCAUGUUAUUUAAUAUCCUAGUUUAUUUUGUAUAAAAGAAAGAAAACAGGACACAGAGUAUAUGGCUUAAAUUAUAAUAUGAUGCAUCUAUUGUACCUAUUUAUAAAAAUAUAAUUAUCAUAAAUUUAAUGCGAGAAAAUAAUAUUAGCUUUUGAGAAUAUCGUUAUAAAAAAAUUUGUAUAUUUGAUAUUUCAUCUAAAUCAAUUCAAUAAUUACUAUUCACAUAAUAAAUGCAUUAUUCAACUAUAAACGCUAUUGGGAAUGUUAAAUAUUAUGUUUAAUGAUGUUAUUAAAAAUGGUUAUACUGUUAUAAAAAUAAAAUAAAUAUGUGCAUAUUUAGUACCUUUUGUUAUAGGUCAUACAUUUUUAAAGUUAUUAAAUGUAUAUAACACAAGAAUUUUUAAUUCUAGUUAAAUAUAAAUUUACAAUAUACAAUCAAC
Molecule: messenger RNA, 7049 nt
Organism: Acyrthosiphon pisum (pea aphid)
Lineage: Eukaryota; Metazoa; Arthropoda; Insecta; Hemiptera; Aphididae
Gene: dsd
Product: attractin-like protein dsd
Exons: 23
Coding region: 297-4232 (1311 amino acids)
Cellular component (GO): Golgi apparatus
Molecular function (GO): protein binding
Source: RefSeq, a predicted model, not a curated record